Messenger RNA from Myxocyprinus asiaticus (Chinese sucker), 1340 nucleotides. RefSeq names its product general transcription factor IIE subunit 2-like. Gene Ontology annotation, biological process: transcription initiation at RNA polymerase II promoter. The transcript has 8 exons. NCBI's taxonomy places the organism in Eukaryota, Metazoa, Chordata, Actinopteri, Cypriniformes, Catostomidae. The coding region runs from base 166 to 1038 and encodes 290 amino acids. The record is from RefSeq and is a predicted model, not a curated record. Gene Ontology annotation, cellular component: transcription factor TFIIE complex.
CUCGUUUCCUCCGGAAAGUAAGGUUGUUGUUUAGCAUCGCAUGCGUCGUCUGACAAGCUUCUCUUUCAGCUGAAUCAUAAAGUUAAGAACGUAUGAUCGCUGAAAAUCAUUCUUAAGCUUUAACCGAACUGUUUCUCUGUGAGAGAAAGCAGUGAGAUAUUCAGGAUGGAUCCAGCUCUGCUGAGAGAGCGAGAACUCUUUAAAAAGAGAGCUUUAUCCAAUCCUGCGGUAGAGAAGAGACCAGCGGCCUCUGAGCCCUCUGGCUCCUCCAAGAAGAAAAAGAGCAAACCAGACAAAGAGACAUCAUCCUCCAAAAACAGCACAGAUCCCAGCAAUGGCUCCUUUAAUCUUAAAGCUCUGUCUGGGAGUUCUGGGUACAGGUUUGGAGUUCUGGCACGAAUUGUCAACUACAUGAAGACAAGGCACCAGAGAGGUGAUACUCAUCAUCUGACUCUAGAGGAGAUUCUGGAUGAAACCAAACUUCUGGACAUCGGCAUGAAGCAGAAGCAAUGGCUAAUGAGUGAGGCAUUAGCAAGUAAUCCUAAAAUAGAUGUGCGGGAAGGAAAAUAUGCCUUUAAACCCAAAUAUCAUCUGAAGGAUAAGAAAGCUCUACUUAGACUACUGGACAAACACGAUCAGUUGGGACUAGGAGGAGUGUUACUGGACGAUGUUGAAGAGGGUCUACCCAACGCAGCCAAGGCUAUUAAAGCUCUUGGGGAUCAGAUUUUAUUUGUGACCAGGCCAGACAAGAAGAAGAUAAUAUUCUACAAUGACAAACACUGUCAGUUUGUUGUUGAUGAAGAGUUUCAGAAGCUGUGGCGCAGUGUCCCUGUGGAUUCCAUUGAUGAGGAAAAGAUCGAAGAAUACCUGAAGAAACAGGGCAUAUCAUCCAUGCAGGAGACCGGACCAAAGAAAAUAGCGCCCAUUCAGAAGAGGAAGAAACCAGGUACACAGAGAAAGAGACGGUUUAAGACUCACAAUGAUCAUCUGAACGGAGUAUUGGAGGACUACUCUGAGGGAGUUCCCACCAAGAAGUGACAUGCAUUAUAUUCACACAGCUGUAAAGGCUCAGAGUGAGAAGAUAUCUGUGUAAUGUUUGUAUAUCUGAUCUAACAUCUUAAUGCCAAAACCACAAAGACACACACACACACACACACACACACACACACACACACACACACACACACUUUAGAACUGUACUGAGAGAGAUGAAUGUGAAUGCACUGUAAAUAUUUCUUUCAACUCUUAAGUUUAACUUUUUUGCUAGUGCUUUAAGAAUAGAAAAUUGUUAUGCUCUUAUUUUUUGGAGAAUGAACAAUUAAAUGAGCAAUCAAACCACA